AAGGGAGGAAAUAAGGGCAGAAGGGCAGAAGGGCAGAAGGUAUAUGAGCUUAAUUUGCCCUACAUGUAGCCUCACAGGUAGCACUUCCUUUCAUGCAGUGUAACCCCGCCUCCUUCUGUUUGACUGGGAGACUUGUGCACUAAGAUGAAAGAAAUCAAACCAUGUGAUUGGUGGAGACACCCUUCAGCCUGUGAGACUCCACUCAGGGGCAACAAAUCCUCACACUCUCCUGGAGGGGGAUGAGAAGGAUUAAAGCAGAUUACAGUUUACACCAGCAGAGGAGAAGUGGAAAGACCAGUACAGAGAACCAUUGGACCCAACUGGACCAUACUGGACUAACUGGGCUAAACUAUACCAAACUGGGCCAAGCUGGAGUAACUGGACAGAUUGGACCGAAGUGGACUAGGGCCAACUAAAUUUGGGUAGUAACUUACUGGACUGAGCUGGGUGGUGGUCUUGGAAGUGGAGGUGGAGGUGGAGCAGACUGAGGUGGGCUGUACAGGUCCAAACUGGUCUGAGCCGGUCCAAACUGGUCUGGGGAACAGGCAGGCAACUGGAUGGAUGGUUUUCAGGCGUACGGGGCGGGGAAGGCAGGUGGAGCUUUUGAACCCCAGACCUUUUUGAGGCAACCUCAGACGGUGGUGAGGAUCCUCUGCUGGCUCUUCUCGAUCGUGAUCCUCGGCUGCAUUGCCAAUGAGGGUUACGUCAACCGUCCUGAAGAGGUUGAAGAGUUCUGCAUCUUCAACCGCAACCAAAAUGUCUGUAACUUUUCUGUCGCCACGGGAACUCUGUGUUUCCUCUGCUGCAGCGCUUUCCUGGCGCUGGACCUCUACUUUCCUCAAAUAAGCGGCGUUAAGGACAGGAAGAAGGCUGUUAUGGCUGAUAUUGGCGUGUCAGCUGUCUGGUCUCUGGUCUGGUUCCUGGGUUUCUGUUUUCUGGCCAAUCAGUGGCAGGUAUCUAAAGAAGAAGACAACCCUUUAAAUGAAGGUGCAGAUGCUGCGAGAGCUGCUAUCAUCUUCUGCUUCUUCUCUGUUUUUUCCUGGGGAGGUCUCACUCUGCUGUCCAUGGAGCGCCUGAAGAGAGUCUCAUUCGAAGAAGAAUACAACAAACUAUUCAGCCCGCCGAUUGCUUGAGACACACACACACACACACACACCAUGACGCAUGCACACACACACAAACAAAUAACCUCACCUUUCUCCUUCAGCCAAUCGGAGACCAGCAUCCCUGUGCCUCCUGCUUCCUUCUCAGCAUUGGCUGCCUGAAGUGCCUGUAAUCCAAAGUGCCUUCUGUGAUGUUUGUUUUCCUCAGCAGUGUUUUUCCUUUUCAUUAUUAUUGAUAUUAUUAUUAGACAGUAAUGUCCUGAUAUUUACAAUGAUGUCAUCCUAUAUUUUGAUCCAUUACAAUGACGUUAUGACCUGUGAUGAAGAUUAAAGUUAUAAACUAUGA
Labrus bergylta (ballan wrasse) is the source of this 1449-nucleotide messenger RNA. It is a transcript of the gene syngr1a, whose product is annotated as synaptogyrin 1a. The record is from RefSeq and is a predicted model, not a curated record. Lineage: Eukaryota; Metazoa; Chordata; Actinopteri; Labriformes; Labridae. Gene Ontology annotation, cellular component: synaptic vesicle membrane; neuromuscular junction.